Molecule: messenger RNA, 2138 nt
Organism: Rosa rugosa (rugosa rose)
Lineage: Eukaryota; Viridiplantae; Streptophyta; Magnoliopsida; Rosales; Rosaceae
Product: FBD-associated F-box protein At4g10400-like
Exons: 4
Coding region: 567-1934 (455 amino acids)
Molecular function (GO): protein binding
Source: RefSeq, a predicted model, not a curated record
CUUCGACCCUCUCAUCUCAUAUCUCUCAGACUCUCAUACUGAGGACGACGACCAACGUCGAUCAACGCCGACCAACGCAGAUCAAUGCCGCCUACCAACGACUGCCGAUCAACCGAAACCGAACCGGGCCGACCUGAAAAUUCGGGUCACCCGAUUUUUUCGGCCCAGCCGUUUAAGAUUCAGUUUCCGGUCCAAAAAUUAAGUCCACCGAAGAAUGCGGAUCGGAUGCGGUUUUGGCCCAUAACCGACCCGGGCCGACCCGCGCCCACCCCUACUAAAUAUGCUCAGUUUCUAUUUUACCAAAUACCAGUUGGUAAUGUUUAGGCGCCUUUACCGUAUUCUUCUUAAACCAUAAACCCUUUAUGAUAUUUCGGUCCCUAAAACUCAGAGAAGGAAGGAGUUCUUGAAUUUCUGUAGUCGCAUCUUCGAGUUUCAGGCGUUAAUUUCACAACAACUGAAACCCUAAGCAACCCAAAUGCUCCGGAUGGCUUGAAUGCAGACACCGACUUCUUCGAAUCUCUCUGCAAAUUACCAACAUCUUCAUUUCACAUCAGUUCAGGUUAUAAAUGGUUUCUAUGGAAAACCCUCGAGCAAGAAACCAAGAUAGGAUCAGUGAAUUACCAGGUGAACUUGUUCAUCACAUAUUCUCCUUCCUUCCGAUGGUAGAUGCUGUCAGAACCACCAUUUUGUCUAAAAGGUGGAAGAAAGUGUGGAGAGAGCUUAAGAAUCUAGACUUUGACAGCAAAAGGGAAUUUCGGAAGUAUAAAGGUGGUCCUCAUUUUGCAACGUUUGUCAGCCGUGUACUCUACUUUCGUGAUGCAUUAGACAUACAAAAAUUCCGUCUUAACAUUUCCUGUCCCAAGUGUUUACCUUGCAUUGCGGAUUGGAUUUGCACUGCUGUUUGGCGUAAUGUUGUUGAGCUUGAUCUUCGUAUUAGAUUUGAAGGUGGGGAGGAAAAUUUUAUGUUUCCUGAGUGCAUCUUUCGGUGCAAAACCCUUGAGGUUUUGAAACUGACUCUGACAUUCUGGCAGAUCACCUGUGAUCCUCCUACAUCAGGCUCUUUCCCAAGUCUCAAGUUCCUCCACGUAUCAGUUUCUGAACCUGACCAGGAAGUAAUGCAGAAGCUUUUCUCUUGCUGCCCUGUACUUGAAGGUUUGACUAUAGAUGGAACCAUUGACGGUGACAGUCGUAGUGGUAAGUACAGUUUUAUGAUCUCUGCUCCGGAACUGACGACAUUGAGAAUAGAUUUGGAAAAUAUAUGGGAGUUUCUCGAUGUUUCUAUAGAUGCCCCAAAGCUUGAAAACCUUGAUCUCAAGCGGCUUGGUUUGACCAAUUGUUUUCUAAUGGGGAGUGCAAAAUCCCUAGUCAAUGCCAAUAUUGCUUUCAGAGAAUACUUCAAAAUAGUAGGACAGCUUGAUCUUUCUAACUUUGCAAUGGCACUUCUGGAUCAAGUUUCUGAUGUUAAAUCUCUAUCCCUUUCGGCUCAUUACUUGGAGGAUUUGCAUCUCCCUAAGGAUUGGCAUCCCCCUCUUUUUCGUAAUGUGAACCAAUUGAGGCUGGCUUUUUGGGAUCCCAGUUGCUGGGAAUUGCUAGCUGUUUUUCUCAACAGUGCACCUAGUCUCGAAGAUCUUGUCUUAGAAGAUAGAGCUGAAGGUCACUCCGAAUUUGCAGAGCUUCACUGGAAUCCACCAAGUAAUGUGCCUAUUUGUUUGUCAUCACAUCUGAGGACUAUCUCCUUGAAGGGAUUCAAGGGAUUGCCAGUUGAGAUGGAAAUGAUAAGGUAUCUGUUGAAGAAUGGUCAUCUGUUGAGUAAGAUGACGAUUUCUACAGGUCUUCAUCUUUUGUAUCCGGAACAGGAGGAGUUAUACACGGAGUUUAUGAUGUUUCAUAGGGCAACAACAUGCCAUUUCGAGUUUAUGCAGAUGCAUGUUUAGGUUUUACAAGAAUUUUAGUUCAUGUCCUGUGUUUAGAAGCAUUGGUAAUUGAAGCUAUAUGAUUGUAGAUAAAAAUCUGUUGCAGUAAAGCCUAAACGCAGAAAUAUGUUUGGCUCUCUUGCAAAAUGCAGAAAAGCCUGUGUUUGAAACUACUUCUGGUUGUGUCUUAGUAAAUACUCCAGUAUUAUAUGACCUAUCAACCUU